Messenger RNA from Daphnia magna, 2359 nucleotides. Its product is annotated as feline leukemia virus subgroup C receptor-related protein 2. The transcript is spliced from 11 exons. Gene Ontology annotation, molecular function: heme binding; heme transmembrane transporter activity. The record is from RefSeq and is a predicted model, not a curated record. Bases 777 to 2198 code for a protein of 473 amino acids. NCBI's taxonomy places the organism in Eukaryota, Metazoa, Arthropoda, Branchiopoda, Diplostraca, Daphniidae. Gene Ontology annotation, biological process: transmembrane transport; heme export. Gene Ontology annotation, cellular component: membrane.
GGAAUUCAAUAUUAGUUCUCUGAACUCAAAAUAACAAAUUGACAUGGGAACCUUCGGAAGCGGAGACGGUAUCUGGAACAAAUGUAAAAUGAGAUAACCGCUGAGAUAUUCUCAAUGGGCAUUUAUUGAGAAGGAGAUUCCGACUGCCAUCUUCUGUUGAAAAUCACAACUUCUUUCUUUGCCAAAUGGGUUUACCCAGGGUUUGCCCUACCGAUUACCGCACGCAGCAUUUCUUUCUUUUCCGCGGCGGUCAUCACGAAAAAGCACUUAUCACUCUGCGUGACCCGGAUGGAAUAUCAAGUUGACGCAGACAAAUGACGGUUGAAACUUUUUUGUAUUUCAUUUGUUUUAACACUUAUCAAGCUCUAACUCUAACCGAAAAUUUCCCAUGUCAGUUCACAAACGGACAAGAAACAACUUGACGGAUGAAACUUGCUUUUAAAGAAUUGGAGGUAGAAUUUUGAAAAUCCAACAAUUCUAUUUGCAGUUUGACCUCAACGGAACCCGUUGACACUUGCUCGCCCUAUGUGAUAGGAUAUCGUGCCAUGAUCACAACAUCAACAAUCAAACGCACGAUAGUCGUGAAUACUGCAAGCAGUCGUCCACUCAAACAUAGUCAAUUCGCAAAAUGGCACCCGUUUCCGACUAAGCUCUCAUCUAAAACGGCCUAACUGACAACAAUCGAUAAACCGACUGAAAAUUGCGUUCCCAUUCCCUCAAAGUGCGUAAUAAGCCCUGGAUCGAGUGCGAACAUUGACAUUCUGUCUUCGCAAAACAUGGAAACGAAAACUACAGAAAGCCCGAUCAGCGAUGCUGAUCAUUUGAAGAAAAACGGAAACGAGAUUCACGUUUUUCAUAUUUGCACAAAUGCAAGUGUGCCGGAAGCAGAACCCAAAAACGCCACAGCGGAACAGCAAAUGCUGACACCCACAAAAGUGUACGGUCGACGAUGGCUGAUGCUCCUGAUUUUUGCCCUUGUCUCAAUGAUGAACGCCUUCCAAUGGAUACAAUUCUCCAUCAUAACCAGUUUACUGAGCAAAUAUUACGGCGUAGACAGUCAGACGGUCAACUGGACGUCAUUGGUUUAUAUGGUCGUUUACGUUCCACUAAUCUUCCCAGGUGCUUGGGUCAUGGACAAAAUGGGAUUAAGAGUGACGUUGUUGAUUGGCAGUUUUGGAACGGCGGCCGGUGCAUGGAUUAAAGUGUUGUCCGUUGCACCUGAUCGGUUUUACGUCGCCCUUAUAGGUCAAACGAUGGCAGCCAUUUCUCAGGUGUUUAUUUUAAGUGUUCCACCAAACAUAGCUGCAACGUGGUUUGGCUCCAAUCAAGUUUCGUCGGCCUGUUCCAUCGGAGUAUUCGGCAACCAGUUAGGUGUGGCUCUUGGAUUUCUCUUGCCGCCCAUCUUGGUGAAGGACGGCACUAUCGAUACAAUUGGCAACGGCCUGAGUCUCAUGUUCUACAUUGUGGCCGGAGUUUGCACGGCUUUACUCAUUGCCGUCAUCGUAGGUUUCCAAGCCAAGCCGCCUUUGCCUCCGAGCGUAGCUCGUUACUCCAACCCGUCAUCGACCGAAUCCACGAACUAUUCCCAAUCGAUCAAGCGAAUUUUAUUGAACAGAGACUACGUCAUUCUUCUGGUCACUUAUGGCAUUAACGUGGGCGUCUUUUAUGCCAUGUCAACCCUCCUGAAUCAAACAGUUCUGCAGCACUUUCCUGGCCAAGAAGAAAGUGCGGGUCAAAUCGGUUUGACAAUCGUCGUUUGCGGAAUGGCUGGCUCCGUGCUGGGAGGAAUCAUUCUCGAUCGAACGCACAAAUUUAAAGAAACCACUCUAGCGGUGUACGGAUUGGCCGUGGUGGGAAUGGUGGCCUACACUUUCAGUUUUAAUGUCGAGCUUAUCGCUGUCACAUUCGUCACGGCCGGAGCCGUUGGGUUUUUCAUGACGGGAUACUUACCGGUGGGAUUCGAAUUCGCUGCCGAAUUGACCUAUCCAGAACCGGAAGGAACUUCAUCCGGACUACUGAAUGCGUCCGCUCAGAUUUUUGGCGUCGUGUUCACUGUUUUAGGCGGUUGGUUGUUACCCUAUUACGGUGACCUUGUCUGCAAUGGUACGUUAACGUUUGCUUUGCUCAUCGGAGCCAUUAUGACGGUGUUCAUCCGUCCGAAACUCAGACGUCAGAAAGCCGUUAAUGGUUUCCAAUAACCAGCGCCUAUUGCAGCACUUAACGCUGUUUCAUUUGCUCUCUUUCAAGCUGUUCUUUUAUUAUUAUUAUUAUUAUUAUUAUUAUAUGGACUCGUUUGAAAUCAAGUGGAGCGAUGAUGAUAUACAAAAAUAGUGAAUAAAUUUGAAUUGUUAAAAACUGA